UAGAAUCAUCUGAAAAAUAUUUUCUGUCCUGAACGCUUAUAAAUAGAAAUCAUCAAUAUGGCAAUCCGAUCCGUUGUUGUGCUCAGUGUCGUGGUCGUCCUAGUCCAAGGAUCCCAUAUAUUACCAUUGGAUUCGGAAUCCUCCAUUGAAGCUCACUCGGCCGGAAGUGUUUCUUCACAAGGUGCAGUUAGUUUUCCCGAAACAAGGCCAGCUCCAGGAUCCCAGCCCCAAUCACCAGCAUCUCGUCCGGCUCCUCGUCCUGUAGGAGCACCUCGUCCCGUGGGCGCACCUCGUCCUGCUGUCGCCCCUCGUCGCCUGGCUGGAUCCAAACCGCGUACUUCAGUUGUGUCCAGCGGUGGACGUUCCAUUGGCGGAGGAUCAGCUCAUGCUCAGAAUCGCAAUCGCAUCCAGAAACCCUACUAAACCGAACGAAAAAUCUGUCUCUGAUAAAAAGCAUAUUGUUCAAUAUAACAAACAUUUUGUUCUCAAAUAUAUAAAAACUAAAACAAUUUGUAAAUUUUUUAAGUUUUCGCAUAAAGGGAGAUUUGGUUUAUCAAAUGCAGAAAUGUUGUAUAGAUCACUCAUUAUGUUCUUAAUAAAUUUUACUUAUUGCUCAAAAUAAAUAA
This is a messenger RNA of Drosophila biarmipes, 626 nucleotides long. RefSeq names its product translation initiation factor IF-2. NCBI's taxonomy places the organism in Eukaryota, Metazoa, Arthropoda, Insecta, Diptera, Drosophilidae. Bases 58 to 423 code for a protein of 121 amino acids. The transcript has a single exon. The record is from RefSeq and is a predicted model, not a curated record.